GGCGCCCCCGCCUCACAGCCAUGCGGAGCUGAGCUCCGGCCCGGGCCCUGGCCGCCGCAGCCCGCCCCGGCUCCCGCCCUCGCGGACCCGCCCGGCCCUUGGCCUCGGCGCCCUAGCCGCCCCGGGCCGGCCGAGCCCCCCGCGUAGGGCCCGGGCCGCGGCUACGGCGGCGGCGGCGGCGGCGGCGGUGGCGGCGACGCGCCCGCCCGGCCCCCUCCCCCGGCGCCGGCCAAGUGAGGCGGUGAUGCGGGCGCUGGCGGCCUGGGCUGCGCCGAGAGCGGAGACACAGGCUCAAGAUGGCAGAUUCCCACUGAGGCUGAGGGGGCCGAGCUCGCGCGCCGCGUUCCCUUCUCCGUUGCCAUGAACCGCGGACACCCCGGCCCCGAUGGCCCCCGUGUACGAAGGUAUGGCCUCACAUGUGCAAGUUUUCUCCCCUCACACCCUUCAAUCAAGUGCCUUCUGUAGUGUGAAGAAACUAAAAGUAGAGCCAAGUUCCAACUGGGACAUGACUGGGUACGGCUCCCACAGCAAAGUGUACAGCCAGAGCAAGAACAUACCACCUUCUCAGCCAGCCUCCACAACCGUCAGCACCUCCUUGCCAAUCCCAAACCCAAGCCUACCUUACGAGCAGACCAUCAUCUUCCCAGGAAGUACUGGACACAUAGUUGUAACAUCAGCAAGUAGCACUUCUGUCACCGGGCAAGUCCUCGGUGGACCACAUAACCUAAUGCGUCGAAGCACUGUGAGCCUCCUUGACACCUACCAAAAAUGUGGACUCAAGCGCAAGAGUGAGGAGAUUGAGAACACAAGCAGCGUGCAGAUCAUUGAGGAGCAUCCACCCAUGAUUCAGAAUAAUGCCAGCGGGGCCACUGUCGCCACUGCCACCACAUCCACUGCCACCUCCAAAAACAGUGGCUCCAACAGUGAAGGUGACUAUCAGCUGGUGCAGCAUGAAGUGCUGUGCUCUAUGACAAACACCUAUGAGGUUUUAGAGUUCUUGGGGCGAGGGACAUUUGGGCAAGUGGUCAAGUGCUGGAAACGGGGCACCAAUGAAAUUGUGGCCAUUAAGAUCCUAAAGAACCACCCAUCCUAUGCCCGGCAAGGCCAGAUUGAAGUGAGCAUCCUGGCCCGGCUGAGCACGGAGAGCGCUGAUGACUACAAUUUUGUGCGGGCCUAUGAGUGCUUCCAGCACAAGAAUCACACAUGCUUAGUCUUUGAGAUGUUGGAGCAGAACCUCUAUGACUUUCUGAAACAGAACAAGUUUAGUCCCUUGCCCCUCAAGUAUAUUCGCCCAGUCCUCCAGCAGGUAGCCACAGCCCUGAUGAAACUCAAAAGCCUGGGUCUUAUCCAUGCUGACCUCAAACCAGAAAACAUCAUGCUGGUGGAUCCAUCCAGACAACCAUACCGAGUGAAGGUCAUUGACUUUGGUUCAGCUAGUCAUGUGUCCAAAGCUGUCUGUUCUACGUACUUGCAAUCCAGAUACUACAGGGCCCCUGAAAUCAUCCUUGGUUUGCCAUUCUGUGAGGCAAUUGACAUGUGGUCCCUGGGUUGUGUCAUUGCUGAGCUGUUCCUGGGCUGGCCAUUAUACCCAGGUGCUUCUGAGUAUGAUCAGAUUCGGUAUAUUUCACAAACACAGGGUUUACCAGCUGAAUAUUUAUUAAGUGCAGGGACAAAGACAACUAGGUUUUUCAACCGUGACACAGACUCACCGUAUCCUUUGUGGAGGCUAAAGACACCAGAUGACCAUGAAGCAGAGACGGGGAUUAAAUCAAAAGAAGCAAGAAAGUACAUUUUCAACUGUUUGGAUGACAUGGCCCAGGUGAACAUGACAACAGAUUUGGAAGGGAGUGACAUGUUAGUAGAGAAGGCAGACCGGCGGGAGUUCAUUGACCUGUUAAAGAAGAUGCUGACCAUAGAUGCUGAUAAGAGGAUCACUCCCAUUGAAACUCUGAACCACCCCUUUGUCACCAUGACGCACCUACUGGAUUUUCCUCAUAGUACUCAUGUCAAAUCUUGUUUCCAAAACAUGGAGAUUUGCAAGCGCCGGGUGAAUAUGUAUGACACAGUGAACCAGAGCAAAACACCUUUCAUCACACAUGUGGCCCCCAGCACAUCUACCAACUUGACCAUGACCUUUAACAACCAGCUGACCACUGUCCACAACCAGGCUCCCACCUCCACCAGUGCCACUCUUUCCUUAGCCAAUCCCGAAGUCUCCAUACUAAACUACCAAUCUACACUCUACCAGCCCUCAGCGGCAUCCAUGGCCGCAGUGGCCCAGCGGAGCAUGCCCCUGCAGACGGGAACAGCCCAAAUUUGUGCCCGGCCUGACCCUUUCCAGCAAGCUCUCAUCGUGUGUCCCCCUGGCUUCCAAGGCCUGCAGGCCUCUCCCUCCAAGCACGCUGGCUACUCAGUGCGGAUGGAAAAUGCUGUUCCCAUCGUCACUCAGGCUCCGGGCGCUCAGCCUCUUCAGAUCCAGCCAGGUCUGCUUGCUCAGCAGGCCUGGCCAGGUGGGGCCCAACAGAUCCUCCUUCCUCCAGCAUGGCAGCAGCUCACUGGCGUGGCUACCCACACAUCCGUACAGCACGCAGCUGUGAUUCCCGAGACCAUGGCAGGCACUCAGCAACUGGCUGACUGGAGAAACACACAUGCUCACGGAAGCCAUUACAAUCCCAUCAUGCAGCAGCCUGCACUCUUGACUGGUCAUGUGACCCUUCCAGCUGCCCAGCCCUUAAAUGUGGGUGUAGCCCACGUGAUGAGACAGCAACCAACCAGCACCACCUCCUCCAGGAAGAGUAAGCAGCACCAAUCAUCAGCGAGAAAUGUCUCCACCUGUGAAGUGACCUCUUCCCAGGCUAUCAGCUCCCCUCAGCGAUCCAAGCGUGUCAAGGAGAACACUCCCCCGAGGUGUGCAAUGGUACACAGCAGCCCAGCUUGCAGCACCUCACUCACCUGUGGGUGGGGUGACGGGGCCUCCAGCACCACCCGGGACCGACAGCGGCAGACCAUUGUCAUCCCCGACACCCCGAGCCCCACAGUCAGUGUCAUCACCAUCAGCAGCGACACAGAUGAGGAGGAGGAACAGAAGCACGCCCCCACCAGCACAGUCUCCAAGCAAAGAAAAAAUGUCAUCAGCUGUGUCACAGUCCAUGAUUCUCCCUACUCUGACUCCUCCAGCAACACCAGCCCCUACUCGGUGCAGCAGCGCACAGGGCACAACGGCACCAACACCUUGGACACCAAGGGGGGCCUAGAGAACCACUGCACCGGCAACCCCCGCACCAUCAUCGUACCCCCACUGAAGACGCAGGCCAGUGAAGUGUUGGUAGAAUGUGACAGCCUAGGGCCAGCAAUCAGUACCGGUCACCAUUCAUCCUCCUUCAAGUCCAAGUCCUCCAGCACCGUGACCUCCACCAGUGGCCACUCUUCAGGGAGCUCGUCAGGAGCCAUCGCCUACCGUCAACAGCGGCCAGGCCCCCACUUCCAGCAGCAGCAGCCCCUCAAUCUCAGCCAGGCUCAGCAGCACAUGGCUGCAGACCGCACUGGGAGUCACCGUCGGCAGCAGGCCUACAUCACUCCUACCAUGGCUCAGGCUCCGUACACCUUCCCGCACAGCAGCCCCAGCCAUGGCACUGUUCACCCCCACCUGGCUGCGGCUGCCCACCUCCCUGCCCAGCCUCACCUCUACACCUACACAGCGCCCACAGCCCUAGGCUCCACCAGCACUGUAGCCCACCUGGUGGCAUCCCAAGGCUCAGCACGACACACCGUGCAGCACACUGCCUAUCCGGCCAGCAUCGUCCACCAGGUCCCCGUGAGCAUGGGGCCCCGGGUCCUGCCCUCGCCCACCAUUCACCCCAGUCAGUAUCCGGCCCAGUUUGCCCACCAGACCUAUAUCAGCGCCUCGCCAGCCUCCACCGUCUACACUGGAUAUCCACUGAGUCCUGCCAAGGUCAACCAAUACCCUUACAUAUAAACACUGGAGGAGGCCCGCCAGGGAGGAGGGUGGAGGAGCUCCCAGACCGACCUGGGGAGCUGGGAAUUUCUACUGCAGGUGCCGCACACAAACAAUGCAAAUGGGGCAGGGAGGGGGGCAGUUGGGGCACAAAUGAAACUUGAACUAGGAAGUGGGAGGACUUAGAGCGGAAAAGAGAACAUUUUAAAAGGAGGGGUUUAAGGAGGGGAAAUCUAUGCUUUUUAUUUUAAAAAAGAAAAAGGAAAAAAGAAAAAGAAAAAUGUUAGUAACAAAAGAGGAAAAAAAAGAAAAAACCACAGCUCACAAACCCAUUCUGCACCAAACUGGAAAGGAGGAGGAGUGGAAGACUGGAAGCAAGGCCCAGUUUUUGAAGAACUUUAUGAACUUUUUAAAGAUUAUUUUCAUAUGGCAGCAAGUGUCAUUGAAGAAUUUGCUGUCAGGGACACCUGAUAUGGAAAUCCAAUAGAUUUUUAAUUAAUUGAACAUAAAAAUUAGGGAUUUUCCCAGAACUCCAAAAGGGUCAACAUCCCUUUCACACGUUAGGCCCUGGUCUGAAAAGGCUCAUAUUUGGGGGUUGGUCUGGGGUUGGCAAAGCCCAGUUCUAGCUUGUUUGUCAGAAACGGUGGGGUCAGGCAAACAAGUGGAAGAUCCCUAAGAGAAAGGCGGGUUUCCUCUUUUGGAGCAUUCUGGAUAAAUCCCUAAGCAAUGUUAGUCCUCAGAUGUCAUUAAUGAUGUAUGUUGCCGUCUUUAAUUUUUUUCUUUUCUGAGAUUUUUUUUCUUCUCUUUGAAUCAACCCCUAGUCGUGUAGCGUAGGGCUAGUGGUUGUCCUGGACACCCUAGAAGAAUGUAGCACUGCACCCUUGUUUCCUACCUUAUGUUCAACUCCAGUGAUACCAAUAGACUAUUCCUCAGUAUAAUUGCACAAGCAAAGUGAUUUAACAUAGGCAUGGAACCAAUGUGGUGGUCCAGGUUAGCGAGUGAGUGUGCGUGAGCACGUGUGGGUGUGACCGGGGCUGCCACCCUCCCCGUGUGUCCCUUGGCACCGCCGUCACAGCCCUUGCAGUCUUGAUUUUACAUCAUUCCCUCCUAGUGCCUUAAUGACUGACAGACAGAGACACAGCAAAGGGUUUACUUCCACUGGUACUCCAAGAAACUGGUCGGGGCUGGUCAUUUGUGUGAGCUGGUAUAGUAUUGUACUUGGGUCUUUGUUUUUGCAUUGUUUUAAUGUCAUGUGGAUUGUCUUUCCUGGGCUCUUUGUGAGCAGAAGGAUUUCAAAGAAGCUGGCACAAUGGAAGGGGGAGAAUCGUGGAUCUCAGGAGGAGCAUGGGUGCUGUGUGUUGAGGCACACCGGUGACAGUUGGCUCUUUCGGUGAGUUUUACUUUGAGAGCAGAGAUCCAGACAAGCUCCUCACCCUGCCCUAGCUCUGCUAUGGAUGGCUGGAGUCUUAGGAAUGUCAGCUUGCUGGGUAGCUGCCUCAGCCCACCACCUCCUUCCUGGGGCCUUAUGAGGAGAGGGCAGAGACACUACCUCCCCAGUCCCUCCCUCCUGUAAGAAGCCUAGUAGUCUCAGGCGAACCCACAUCUCUCCACCAGCUCAGGAGCUAGUCAGGCUCCUGGUUUCGCCAGCUCUCUCCCCUGUGGACCUCCACUGGUAAGUCUGCUGUCACUUCUCUCCUGAAAUUAACCUGGCUCUCCCUGGAUAGUUUGAUCGCUGCCUUUGAGAGUGAGAUAAUGGGCAGAGGGCUGGAGGGGCACUGAUGAGGUGGCCGGGGUGCACUGCACUGAACAAACACUGCCAUGGGCAAUUAAGCCUCCAUAGAGACCUGCCGAGAGGGGGCCUCUGCACCUUUGUUGCGUUCUAGAUAUUUUAUGCAGCUUUGAACAGUGGAGUUGGUAGGAGUUCUCUUCCUACUGAGAAACUCUGAAGCCAUGGAUGUUAGAGACCAGUCAGGUCCAGGAUGGGACAGAGUAGCACGGUAUGAAUUGUUUGAUUCUGAUGUGAGUCCUAGCUGGCCCCUCAUCCACAUCACCAGGUACAAAGAGGUCUCUGGUCAGCAGUCCAGCAUCCUCCAGUCCCCCUCCUUUUUCUCCCUCUUUAGACCCUGAUCAAUCUACUGUGAAAGACUCUCCUCCUGAUACCUGUCCUCCUUCUGUAACGAAGCUUACUUAGCUUUUAGCUGUGAAAAACUCUGGGAACUUCCCCACCCAUUAAUUCUUAUAAAGUCAAGUCCCCAAACUGGAUGUGUCUCAGUGCACCUUGGGCCAAAAAAAAAGGAUACGCUAAGACUUGGGCGUGGUCUGACCACUGCAGCCCAGGACUUCCUGGGAGUGGACUGAAUGAUGCCAGCUAUGGUAGGGAGUUCCGAAUCUCUCAUCCUGGUCAGAACCAGCUCUGGCUGGAAGUGAGAUAGCUGGAAAACUGUCCAAGACAGUUGGGAGAGGGAUAAGGAGCUUUUGGAGCCUCUGAGCCAGAGGCUGCUAGAGCCCCAGCAGCAUGGAAAUUUGGCUGUCACAGAAGCUUCCAGCGGCUAGAUGGCAGCAUUUCCCACAGGACUGGCUCUCUCUCAACUGAGGGUGGGCCUAGACUUGCCCUGCUGUGCUGCAGCACUCUCUAGAGCUGGGAGGGCCGUCCUUGUCUGUCAUCUCUUGUCUGCUCACGUUGAAGCUUCUCAUUCUUCCACAGGUCCUUCCCCUUCUCUUCCAGGUCAGGAAUGAGUGUCCCUUGCUGCUCAUAAAGUUAGUGUUGUAUGAUUACUUGUAUUAUUGCCACUGUAAUUAUGAUUACUAUCUCCUCAUUGUUAUUCUAGUCAGGGUUUGAAGUAUACAUUUAUUCCAAGUAUCUCUGUGUUUUCUUCAUAAUAUUUAAAUUUAUUUUAUUCUAGCUGUGUGUAUAUACGUAGACUGGAGGGACAUAUAGAUUAGAUGUCCAACCUUGUCAGAGGAAAGAAAAGGAAAAUGAAAAAGAAAAAAGAAAAGAAAUGGAAAGGCCCAAGAAUUAGGAAAAUUGUUCCUCUUAGCUCUGUCCCGCAAAGAGCUACAAGAAAGACCUAUCACAAAGCAGAGGUUUAGAUACUCGGGGCCUUCUUGUCUGCAUGGCCAGCUGUGACACAAAGCCACUGUCGGUGCAAUGUCCUUGGACCCUUUGGCAGCUUCUCUCACAUUCUCUGUGCUCUCCUCCUGGUGUGAACUACUGACCAGAUCUUAACCCACCUCGCAUCUGAUAUGCAGCAUAAAAAGGCUCCUCUCAGAGCUUCCGUAGGCCUCACCCCACCUUCACUAUUUCCCAUGAACGUACUUGGAGUGUGGCUUACCUCCCUUGAUGCAGAGACAGUGAGGGUGCUGGGCAACCAGGGCCUCCUGUGACACAGUUCCCUCGGCUGCUGCUUCCCCAGGCGUAGCCUCCUAGCACCCAAUUCUAGGAAGCCAAAUAAAGGAACAGGGAUGACACAGACGGUCUCACAGAAAGGCAGCCACCGUGCAGACACUGCAGGACCCUUCUAAGUGAAGGGCACAGUGGGACCUUUUAGGCCUCCCACUUCGGAGCUGUGGCUGUGGUGAUGGGUGUGUAUACACAGCCCACUACCACUCAGAAACAACCAGGCCCCAAUGGAGAAAAGAUCAAAGCAAUAGCUUCCCCACUCUGCAAACCUCAUCCCACAACCCUCUCCCUUGCUCUCAAGUCCUGUAUUGAGUGCUGAUGCAUCAGGUGUGACACAGAAUCCCAGCUAGUUAGCAUCCUCACCUAAGCUCCCACUAAGGCGCUCAGCGCUGCCUCCCUAGGAGGCAGAGAAGAUGGAAGGAGGCUGCUGUCCUUAGGACUAUGCUUCUCAGUGGAAGGAGGGCCACUCAGUGCUUACCAGACCAUGUCCCUGGUGCAUCUUCUUCAAUGAAGAUCACCUGCUUGGCAUGAGGAAGAUGAGGUCAGCUCAAGGAAAUAGGUCUGUGGUACCUCUUGACCUCAGGUCAGCAGACUGCUGCUCGCUGGGUUCUUACUGGGCCUGGCACCCAUGUCUCUGUUAGUGCAUCAGGGUGAUGUCUUAGGAAGGCGGAUGGGCAGGCCAGUAGGCAAGGCUGGGGUUAGUGCCAGUUAGCCCUGUGAAGUGGAUGUUUGAUGUGAUUCAGAGGAAAAGGGAGUGGGUGGCCCAGUGUCCCUGACUGUAUUGAGUUUCUCCCCUUCCUGGUGACAGAGUUGUUUGCAGCUGUAAAAGCCAGCCUGGCUUUGUUCUCUGUCUAAGGACUGGAAAUGACCAACCAGUGCGAAGCAGGUCAGGAAGGGAGGUUAGCACCGCAGACAGGACCUCCCCAGACUGGGUCUCAGAGGUUGCAAACACUCAUUUGAACAGUGUGUGGUGGAGGAGUGGGUUGGGUGAUUGUGAGUGGGUGAUGUUUAUGUUCUUGGAAAACAGAGUGAGGUACUGAGGAGGCUUAGGGAAGUAUUGCUGGUGGCUCAUGAUGACAAGGGUGACUGGGUCCCCGCCCUGUCCUUCCCUCCCCCAGGUUUUCAACAUCUGGCUAAGGGAGGGUAGGAUGUGGGUGUGGCUCUUGCUGGCCUGCCAAGUAGCUGCUAGGACAGAAAAAAGAUUGCUCUAUGCCCUCAGCUAGCAGACAGAAUCUAUAAGGCAAGCUCUCCUUUCGUGGCCCAGUCUGAGACUGCAUAAGCACGUGUACACACACACACACACACACACACUCACACUCAUGUGUGCACACACACUCACGUGCACACACACUCACACUCAUGUGUGCACACACACUCACGUGCGCACACACGCACACACACUUGCGCGCACACACUCGUGUGCACACACACACUCACGUGCACACACACACACACACACACUCGCGAGUGCACACACACCACCACUCAUUGCAUCACAGCCCAGGGUCCCACAGACUUUGCUCCUCACUUUUGUUUUCCCUCUUGUGUGCUUUACAGAUUCUCAGUGGAGAAGCCUAAAGAUUAAGCAAGCCUGAGAUGUCCUUACCAAAUUGGAAAGGAAGUAAAAACUGUCCCUUUCUCUAGCCAAAGAGCCCCUCUGAGACACCUCUAGAGACGGGCAAACACAGUCCCUGUUCCUUUCUGGGCAAUGAUGACUUCACUGACCUUCCAUUCACCGUUCCUUUCUAUCCUGCCUUUCUUUUUUUAAUUUUACUGCAUUUACUUCAAAACCACUCUCUUUAAAGAGGAGUGGAGUGGUGGCCCUAAAUGCUGCUGCUCCGGGGGAGUUGAUAGCCCUCUAGUGCUCAUUUGUGAUUGAUUAAUCCAAUGCUACUGUGAGAAGCUAGAAAACAAGCCAGCAGACCUUCCCUGGUGAGCCCACACUGUAUCCCGGGCUUGGGUGGCUAUGGGUCCACUUGCCUAGUCUCCACAGACAGACUCAGACGAGUCCAUCGAGCCACUAGAGAACCAAAGGUGGAAAGGUAAGACUGACUGACUUACAAGAGGAACCUCCUGGAGGUUGGCACUAUGGCCCACGCAGUAACCGCCUGAGGGCUGGUUCCUGAGUCUUUGGGGUGACUUAGGAGAGGUAGCCCCUUCCCGGCUUCUAAGCUGGAACCCUCCCUGUCCCCAAUCCUUUCAGGCUUCCUCAUCUCAGACCCGUGCAGGACCCAUUGUACUGACUGUCUCUUCCUGUACAAUAGCAGUACCCGUGUGUAAGGACUCACUGACGUUUGUUGAGUAUUCACAGUAUGCCAAGCCCUUUCUCAGUGUUCUCUCGGAGAACCCAUUCUGGGAAGAAGUCAACACCCCCUAUGUGAGGAUGGAGAAGCUGGCCCUCUGAGAAAGUGGCAUGUGUGCAAGGGAAGUAUGCAUCUCAGAGCCCCAACUUCCCAAUCCUGGUUUUGUUAAUCAGGACUUUACUCGUGUGAAAUUUUGUUCCCCUGUUUAACUAACUUCAGGGUGCAGCCUCCUGUCUCUAAUGAGCCAUUUAAUGAUGCUCCCACUCCCUGUGCCAAACACUGUGCUAAGAAAUGCUGAGGAGCCCUAGGACCCCAGCCGUGCAGGACCUGUACAGACAUGCCCAGGCCACCUUAGCUACUGAGGGAAGUCAGGGCUUGACAUUCUGUCCGCUUGGCUCUGGAGCUGAGCCACCGACACCAGCCUCAGCUGCCUCCCUUGUAUAACAAGGACAGUCCUUGGCGGAGUGUCAUGCGCUGCCUGCCCUGUGUGACAGUGGACCUCAGCAGGUGUGUGCAGAGCGGCCUGGAUGGAUGCAGGUGGGAGAGCAGAGUGGGUCCCUGGAGGUUUCUCUGGGCUCCUAGAAUUCCUUUCGGUUUCUUUCCAGCAACUAGCUUUAUCACUCAGUGCUGCUGCACUCUUAGGAGAGUGAAGGGAACGUGUUCUUUUCUUCUAAAUAAAUACAGAAAGAUGAUUUUUUUCUUAUAGCUAAUCCUAGAAAGGCAAUACUAAAAGUAUAUAUUUUUUUUCCAAAAUGCUAUUUUUUACUGUACUUGAUAAAUAUCAUGACAGCUCUGAUCUCUGUAAUAGACCCACUCUUCAGCUCUGCACAGAACCAGAAGCCAGGUUCACGCCAAAUCUGUAAAUACCAUGAGGGUCUGUGUCCAGGAACCUUUUUUUCUAUGAAGAAACAAAAACAAAAACAAAAAAAACAAAAAACAAAAAAAAAGAGGAGGGGAUGAAAGCAAGAUAACUUUUGGGAAGAGGAACAAUAUUGAGUUUUCUUGCAAGAGACCCCCUUCUCAAAGAGAGGGACAACAGCGGAACCUAGCAGAGCAGCCACAGGAAGCCAGGAGGGGGGGGAGGAGGAAGCGGGGGCCAUGGGGCUGAGGGUGCUAUACAGGCAGUUUCGGGUCACUUGAGAGAUGACAAAAUCUAGAAAUGCUUUAGACCUCCACUCUACCCUCUUCAAACUCUGUUCGGUUGGGUUUCUUGUUUUUCUUUUCUUUUAAAAAUGUCUUUACUGACUAGCUCCAGGCUUGUUUGCCUAAAUUCUUAGGUCGUUUACACAAGUUCUAAAUUCUUGUAGAACUUUAAAUCCAUUGGAAGCAAACCCAGCUAGUGUAGAUCUGAGAUCCUGGUGGGUGUCAGUAGGUGUUCUGGAGCCCGGGCAGAGCACCUAGCAGUGUCUUCGGAAGGGUUUAGCUAUAUUACCUUAUACAAACUGUGACCCUCAUGGCAAUAAUUACCUCACACGUGGGCAUUCGUCCUGCUCUAGCCUUUUGGAAAUCAUGUAGCCAGCUUGAUUGUGAUUUAAAAGACUAUGAAUUGUUCUCUGUGGGCUGAAAGUAAGGAUUAAUGUACCCUGGUCACUGUUGUCUAAGUGGAUUCUGAGAAUAGAAUUCUCAUUACACCAGAAGUGAAACCAAGAAGAGACGACUCUGCGUGUCCUAAUCUCUAUGCUGUCGAAGUGUGUGGGGGCGUGCAUCUCACUCCUGUGGCAUGCCCUUUGACUUCUCCAAUACCACGUAAAUUACACAAUUGACUGUGGAGACUCAGACAUACUUCUGGCUGCAUUUUAUAGUUAAAGUAUUUUAUAGUUUACAUUUAACCUGGUACUUUUUAAAAAGAAAAUUGUUUAUAACUGACAUCUUCAACCACAGCGAUUGACUGACUCUUGUGUUAGAAGCUGUGUCUCCCAAGGCAGGCCUGGUCCACUCAUGCUCUCCGUAGCCUGAUGCGUGUGUUUCCCUUCUUGUUGCUUCCCAGUGAGCCUGAGAGAAUGUGAAAGGAAGUCUGGAGGGAAUGGGAAGGGGCGAGUCCUGAACUGGGGUCAUAGGCAGAAUCCUGUGCUGGGUUAGAUCAAUGCUUGUUGACACCGUGGAGGGUGGUGAGACGUGACGCUCCGUCCACCUUGUCUUGGUGUGAAUGCUUCCCUUGCGACUAGGCCCCUCACCGGGGAAUAGAUGGUGCUGGCGCUCAGCCGCUCUGCAGCAUGGUUGCUGUUCCGGGUCCGCAGUGGCCUUGUUCAGCAUUUGGAGAGGGAGAACCAUAUCCCUGCGCCCACGUUCACUGGCUGGAUUUUCCACACAUUGCUGUUUUUGUCAUUUUGUUGUUGUUGUUGUUGUUGUUGUUGUUGUUGUUGUUGUU
Rattus norvegicus (Norway rat) is the source of this 12026-nucleotide messenger RNA. The record is from RefSeq and is a predicted model, not a curated record. Lineage: Eukaryota; Metazoa; Chordata; Mammalia; Rodentia; Muridae.